AGAAAGACCCUUUCCUGAUCGGAAUUCCACUUCCGAUUUUUAAAAGAGUCUCUGAAUCCAAACCAAACACGGCGAGUCUCUGAAUCCAAACCAAACACGGCGAUCCAUUCAAGGGACAGGAAAUAAAUUUCCAAGCCUCGUCGCUUUGCCUUCCACUCUCUAUUUUUUUUUUUUUUUUGGUCUUCCCUCAUUCCAGAAUCUGUCGUCAAUCUUCAAUUGCCCAGCUCCUGCACAAAAUCAGACAUUCCCUAUUUAAUUAUUCCUCUUCUGGGUUUCUCUGGGGAAGUUCGAAGUUUAUUCUUGCGCCUUUAGGAGCAGUUUUCCCGUUUGUUUCCUGGGAAAAGUUCGAUACCGAGGCUUUAAAGUGGGGGUCGUUGCUGCUGUUUGUCCCACGUUUUUCGUUUUCCAGGUUGUUCUUUGCGCUGGAAGUGUUUUUCUCGUGAUUUCUCAGGUUCCCGUCGUGCCAAACCCCAGAUCGUUGCUUAAUCGUCGGAAUUAUCCCUCCCAAUUCCAGGUCCCAUUCUCCUACCAUAAGGGAGUUUGUUUCUUUUCUGAAGAAACAAAACUUGUUGAGCAAUGCUGAGCAGUUCUCACAUGUUGUAUUGCAGCUUCUUCUGUCGUGCAUGCGUGAUCUGGAGAUUUUAAAUACAAUGGGCCUUGGACGCAGUGCUUUUGCUAGAAAACCAAAUGAGACUAUGAGGCUUAUUGUUACCACCUUCGUUGGAGCUGUUUUAGGGUUUUUAUUGGGAGUAUCUCUUCCAAUAUUCACUGUCAUGAAUAAGGAGCUGAAUCUUCCGUCAAGCCUUCUUACACCAGUUGAUAUCUCACAUACUGAGGUCAAAAGUUCAGGCCCCUCAGCCCAUACACUACCCCCUGCCUCAUCUAUUAGAAGUAACUCAACUGUUGCUCGAAAACCAAACAACACGUCAAAGAUAUGGGUCCCAACAAAUCCUCGAGGUGCAGAAAUGUUGGCGCCUGGUAUUGUUGCAGCUGAGUCAGACUUCUACCUCCGCAGAUUGUGGGGUAAGCCCAGUGAGGACCUAGCCAUCAAACCGAAGUAUCUGGUCACAUUUACUGUUGGUUAUGAUCAGAAAAUGAAUAUUGAUGCAGCAGUUAAAAAGUUCUCAGAAAACUUUACCAUACUUCUAUUUCAUUAUGAUGGCCGAACAACUGAAUGGGACGAGUUUGAGUGGUCAAAGCAAGCUAUCCACGUUAGUGUUCGGAAGCAAACAAAAUGGUGGUAUGCCAAGCGGUUUCUGCAUCCUGACAUUGUGGCAGCAUAUGAUUACAUAUUUAUCUGGGAUGAAGACCUAGGGGUUGCGCAUUUUAAUGCAGAAAAAUAUAUACAGUUAGUGAGGAAGCAUGGUUUGGAGAUUUCGCAGCCUGGUUUGGAGCCUAACAAAGGUUUAACGUGGCAGAUGACAAAGAGAAGAGGUGAUCGUGAAGUUCACAAGAUAACAGAGGAGAAACCAGGCUGGUGCUCAGACCCCCAUUUGCCUCCCUGUGCAGCAUUUGUUGAGAUCAUGGCUCCUGUGUUUUCUCGGGAUGCAUGGCGCUGUGUUUGGCAUAUGCUUCAGAAUGACUUGGUCCAUGGAUGGGGUCUUGACUUUGCUCUCAGAAGAUGUGUAGAGCCUGCUCAUGAAAAAAUAGGAGUUGUAGAUGCUCAGUGGAUUGUUCAUCAAACUGUUCCCUCGCUUGGGAACCAGGGGGAAUCGCACAAUGGGAAGGCACCAUGGGAAGGGGUGAGAGAGAGGUGUCGGAAAGAGUGGACAAUAUUUCAAACUCGGAUUACCAAUGCAGAAAAUGCGUACUUCAAGAAAAUGGGAAUUGAUCCUUCGAAUUCCACAGCCCAUUAGUAGACGACAAUGGCAGAACCUAUUACGUUACAACAACCGGUGCUGCCAUGCUUGCCAACUUACACUGAUAGGAUCCACUGUCAAGCUAUAAACAUUGUAGAGUUAAUUUAUUAGUAAUUACCAUUUAUUUUAACGUUUCCUUCUUAAGAGGGAACUUUUUUUACAAUACCUGCGUUUACAGCUUGCUAGAGCCUAUGACGAGCCAAGGAUGACUUUUCCAUGAAUACCCAUAUUCCUUCGCUCAGGGUUUUACUGCUAGAUCGGUACAGCCCCCAAUGUUGUAAGUUUACAUGCUCACUGAAUCAUAUGAUUGCCUUCAUUUUUUUGUUUUCUAAGUUUUGAUCCGUACAAAUUGUAAAACCCUUGAAGGGCACUACCACCGUCGAUUGUUAUUUUACCUUUUUGUAAAGGGGCAGGCCUCUUUCCACAGCUGAAAAGGGUGCUGCUUGCACCCUCCUUGGAGAGGCAUUCAGUAUCGUUUGUUUUCAAAAUAAAAAUAAUGCAUUAUGGCAUCCCAGUUUGCUCGUCUGCGACGGGGAAGCACUCAUUUAUGUUGCCUUUGCAA
Molecule: messenger RNA, 2421 nt
Organism: Malania oleifera
Lineage: Eukaryota; Viridiplantae; Streptophyta; Magnoliopsida; Santalales; Ximeniaceae
Exons: 15
Coding region: 624-1856 (410 amino acids)
Source: RefSeq, a predicted model, not a curated record